Molecule: messenger RNA, 4449 nt
Organism: Phyllotreta striolata
Lineage: Eukaryota; Metazoa; Arthropoda; Insecta; Coleoptera; Chrysomelidae
Source: the annotation of a GenBank genome assembly
AAGACGUCGAAGGUGAGAACGCACACGAAUCGAACUUUGAAAGUGAGCUCUGGUAGUUUUUUUUAUUCUACUCCAAGUGGCCAGCAGGAAUCGGAACCGAAAAUAAGAUGAGCGGCAGUCGGGCCGUUUUCCUGGUUAUUGGAAUUUCGCUUUGUCUCGUUGGCGAUGGAGACGGAGCGCCCUACCUGGGCAAGCUCGUGGGGAAACUUUCCGAGUUGCAUCACGGCGUUUCUGGCGAAGUUUAUGCAGUCGACGCGAGGACAUUAUACAUCAAGGAUUUCACUUACGACGGCCAAGGACCUGCCGCGUACUUUUACGCCAGCACGCUCAAAGGGGCCGACAAAAACGGCUUCCGGCUGAGAGACGAAACAGGAAGCGGCGAAGUAAUCAGGAGGUACAGGAGAGAAGGCGUCACUCUCACUCUCCCCGAAGGCAAGACGAUCCACGGCAUCAAGAUAUUCUACGUGUGGUGCGAGGAAUUCGACGUGAACUUCGGAGACGUGAAAAUACCCAGGAAUUUCGAAUACCCUAGACCCCAAAAAAUAGAGGCCCUGAAAGGCGUUCAUGCCAUUUCGUCCGAUAACAUCGUCAUUGUCGACGCCCAAACUAUAUUGAUACCCAAUCUAUCGUACGAUGGAGAAGCACCAGAUGCUAAAUUCUGGGUUGGACGCGGUCCCAAACCGUCGCCUCAAGGUAUAAGAGUACCUGACGAAAAUGGCAAGGAAGUACCGCUAAGAAGAUACGACAGAAAAACUAUAGUCCUCACCCUACCCGGCGAUUUAACAGUUUUCGAUAUUGGCCACUUCGGUAUCUGGUGCGAGAUGUUCACAGUCGAUUUCGGUCACGUCGUCAUCCCUCCCAGAUUGAACAUCCCGCCUUCGUUGAAAAUGCUCGGCGUCAGUCCGCAGUCGAAAUUAAAUUGUGAAGUUUUAUUCGACGACUUGGCCUUCGAAGUGCGAUGGGCAGUCGCUGGGGAGAGCAUCGUUCUACAACUCGUCGCUAAAUUAGAUGAUAGAGAAUACAUGUCGUUCGGAUUAUCCGGAGAUGAAUCGAAAACUGUUAUGAUAGGAGGCGACGUAGUGGUCGCUUGGGUCGACAAGCAAACUCUCAAAGGGCACGUUGAAGAUUACUACCUGGAAGACAAAGCUCAAUGCUCCGGCCCUUCGGGCUCCUGUCCAGAUAACAGACUAUCGGAAGAUACAAACAACGUGAGACUUCUCAACGCUGCAUUAGUCAACGGUUACUCCAUCCUAACGUAUCAAAGACCUCUGAAGGCUUCAGAUCAAUACGAUCGUGCUAUCCACACGAACACAUCACAAGCCAUCAUUUGGGCUAUCGGUCCUCUGAAUCAACGAAACGAAGUAUCCUUCCACAGCAAGUAUCUAAAGAAGAACCAUCUCAUUGAUUUCGGUCGACCGGCUAAGUGGAAUUGCCCUACGCCAGAGACAGAACAACCUUCAAUGACGUCUGUAUACGCCUCAAACAACGUCAAAACAACACCAGCACAAUCGUCGUACGAAGAAGAAUAUUUAGAUGAACCAACCACCAGCGCUCCAAAAAGAACUAACGUAAGAAGACGAGGUCCGAACAGAGGAACCCAAAGACCCAGUUCGCAAGAGAGCGUUGAAGAUUCUGCACCUCUUCCGUCCAGAACCAAGGAGCAAGCUCAACCUUCCAGAAGAAGAGGAUCCCAACCUACGAGAGCACCCGAAACCAGCCAACCACCAAGACGCAACCAAAGCAAUAAUAAAAAAUCCAACGCUUGGGUCAUUCCGCCUAUCGAAUGCAACGAACCGGAAGAUGGAGUGUUUUACGCACAGAUGGGGCCGACCGGUGGGAAAAGAGGAUACCCAGCCAUAACUGGUCACGUUGGUUGGGGUAUUUCCUGGUACAUCAACGGUCUGCUUAUACCUGAAAUCCAUGUUGUCAGGGGCAAAACCUAUAAUUUCGUAGUGGAAGGUGGAGAUGAUCCAGAAGUCUCGGCUAGGUACCAUCCCUUCUACAUAACUGACGAUCCUAUCGGAGGUUACGCGUACAAAUCGCCCGAAGAAAAGAAGAAAAUUAACAUAUACGCCGGCGUUCGCAGAGACAAGGAAGGCAACGAAAUCCCGACCGGUGUGGGUCGUUUGUGCACGUGGACUCAAACAGGCGAUCUGGAAGCCGACGAUUACGCUUCGUUCGGUGCAUAUCAAAGAGUUUUAGAAUUAAAAUGCGAUCAACGUGAAAAUCCUGGCGUUGUGCAGUGGACGCCGGACGAGGACACUCCGGAUACUGUUUACUACCAGUGUUUCACUCACCGUCACUUGGGGUGGAAAAUUCACGUUCACGAUACUUGCGAUCGUUUGCCAGCGGCUAGCGAACUCCAGCCGUCCGUUGUGCGCGCUCCGGAACACAUCCUGUCCAAAUCGGACGUCGAUCUCGAAGAAUCCCCUUCGUCGAGCGUCGAAACAAGGGUAAAACACACUAACAUACUUAAAGAGGAGCAAGAAGAUAAAGAUAAUAAAUCAAUCAUUUCAGAAAAAGUAGAAGAUCAAUCAUAUUUAAACCUGUCACGACCUACACAAAGUUUCGAACCCAUUCACCACACGAGAACCGGACCUGCAUUCUACUCCUUUCGCAUGCGGCAGUCACAACCGAAUUUGCACUAUUUCAGACCGAGCACUCUAUUAAAUUCCGGAAUAGAGGAAAAUAAACAGCACUCUAUAUCAAACACUAACUCCCAUACUUACACGUCCACUACUACUACCACAAUCGCACCUACUACCGAAAGUUCCACAACUCCUAAAUUAAACGAUAACAUAGCAAUAGCUAGCGAAGUUGUUAACAAAACGUAUUUAGUACCUCCUCCUGUACAGUAUAGAGAGAAAGUGGUAUACAGAAGGCCUGUCAAUUACAUCCCCGUUCCUCUCAAGCUAGUAAAUCACAAUCCUAUGGGAUUGCGAUAUUAUAAUUUACCUAUCAAAGCGUACAAAAAACCCAUCGUUAGGAUUCCACAGUACAGACCUUACAAGCAUAAGGUAUACGCGCACGGAUCCCCUUAUGUACUCAUCCAGCCUGCUUCGGUUAUAACCAAAUCACCUAUAGAGAAUCAAUUGAAGGCCUAUCCAGAGAAACCUAGAACAGAGGAAGUAAAACACGUUGAAAUAUCUCCCCAACAAGCUUCUACGGAAAGAGAACCCGAGAUCCAAACCGCUCCCAGCGUUUCCGCGUCGGAUAUAUCACCCAAUUUCUACCGACCUGCCUUCAACACGGGCUUCAAACCCGGCUCGAUAAAAAUCGAAAGCGGCUUCAAGCCGAUUAUCACCAAAGACCUGGAGGACAGAGUCGAUACGCAAGAACCCUUGGUGGAGCACGAAAGCGAAAAGGGAAUCAUCCGAGUAAACGAUACGGGUAAAUUCGAACCGUUCGAGCCUCUGUUCGUACCAUCUCCCACUCUGAAACCGUCCAAAGAUAAGAAAACUAAAGUGACUAAAAGAGUGAGCCCGAAGAGGGACUACGAGUACAUGAAAAUAGUGAUAAAAAGACCUCGCGCUGUUGAAACUAACGAUGGGGAUUUGGAAGAGCCUAUAGCAGAGGCUGCAGAAAGGUCGGAAAGUUACUAUUUACCCCCUACUAACGCUAAACCCGUGGAAACUGUCAGGCAACCGUCUGAAAUAGAUCUCGAUCUGCCAGAAGCGAUGCUGGGAUCCCCACCGGACGUUGUCAUAACGUACGACGGUAGGAAAUUAUCCGGGCACACUUUGACAGCUAAAUUAACCGACAGGCCUUCGAUACCGGCGCAGAGAUUGUCUAAAGCCAAUGCCUACAUUACAGCCGGACCGCAAUUUGGUCGUUUUACCGGCGAAUUGCCGCCUUUGAAUAUCGAUUACUUAGUCAAAACCGCGCCUCAACUGCAAAGCUCCGCCGGUGUACUGAACAGAGGGCUAGACGCGCCGGUUUUACCACCGGAAAACGACCAAAAGAUCGCUUCCACUAAAUUAACGAAAGUUCAAACUUACACUAGGGAAUAUUAAAUACGUUCGUAUAUUAGCAAUACCACGGUCUUAUAUAGAAGGUCUGGAAAGUGGCCCGAUUUUGUGGUGGCGGGUGCGUCCCGCUAAACGAAGAUGUUUGGGAUAGUUCACUUGAGCAUACUAUCGCAAACUUAUAUGAGUUUAUAAUAUUUGUAGACAAGUAAAAUAAUUGAAUAAGCUCUGUAAAAAAAUAUUAGAUUCUCACAUCGCCGCCACCGGUCGUUUUAGGAACUACGUACAUUCGCUUCAAACGAGACCGCUGAGUUUCCAGACCUGAAUAUACGACCGCGAGCAAUAAACUAUUUAAGCUAGCUAAUGUUAUAAAUUUUGUUAUUUAAGGUGUACUCAGUUUAUAAAAUACUUUCUGGUUUCAGUAAACUUUAAGCAUCAAUUGAAAUCGAUUGCGCAAGUAUCGUUUUAGGUAUCUUUUAGUGAC